Molecule: messenger RNA, 204 nt
Organism: Aureobasidium uvarum
Lineage: Eukaryota; Fungi; Ascomycota; Dothideomycetes; Dothideales; Saccotheciaceae
Source: the annotation of a GenBank genome assembly
AUGCUGCUCGAGAAAGGCACGAAGAAAGCCGACGAAGCCGGGCUGGACAUGUAUCUUCAGGCAUCUUUGAUGGGAGCAGAGUUGUACAAGAAGUUUGGGUUCGAGGUGGUGUCGGUCGAGGAAAUCGACCUGAGUCAGUGGGGAGUAGACAAGGUCGACACGCGCACGUACAUGAAGAGGGUGACUCGAGGAGUUCGUCAAUAA